AAACAAGUAACAGAAAUAACUGCAAAACUAAAACCAAGAGAAAGAGUGAGAGAGAUCUACAUAACCGGAACAGAGUCGAAAUCAAAACCAAACCGGGUGUGUGCUUGUCUUUUCUUCUUGUUGUUUACAAUGGCGAAAAAAGCGAUGAAGGAGGAGGAAGAAGAGAAUCGAAACUCGUCGAUGCAGUCAAAGUACAGAGGCGUGAGGAAACGUAAAUGGGGCAAAUGGGUGUCGGAGAUCAGACUUCCACACAGCAGAGAUCGUAUCUGGUUAGGCUCUUACGACACUCCCGAGAAGGCGGCGCGUGCUUUCGACGCUGCUCAGUUUUGUCUCCGCGGCAGCAAUUCCGAUUUUAAUUUUCCCGAUAAUCCACCGGCUAUCUCCGGCGGAAAGUCGUUGACGGCUCCGGAGAUUCGAGAAGCUGCUGCUCGAUUCGCCAACGCUCAGGACAAUACCAUUAGUGUCGGGGAAGAAGAAUCGGGUUUGUCGGAAAUCCGACCGGAGUCUCCUUCGACCUCCGUGUCUGAAGUAGCUACAUCGUCGGAGACAAGUCUGGAUUAUGAUAUGUCGUUCUUUGAUAUGCUUCCUAGUGAUUUCGAGAUAUUUCCAGGGUUUGAUGACUUCUCCGACGGCUUCUCCGGUGAUCGAUUUACAGAGAUUUUACCAAUUGAAGAUUAUGGAGAAGAGAUUUUUGACGGAUCUUUUUUUCUUUGGGACUUUUAAAUAUCCAAAGAAACAAAAAAAAAUUGUAAAGAGCGAGUUGUGGUUCCUUCGGGCUAUGGAGUAAUCUGGAGAUUUUUUGUUAGACAGAGCUCCGACAACCCGGAAACUUGAUUCGUUUCGGAUUCUGUAAUUUCAUGACGUGAAUAUUCUUCAUAUUCCUAUUUUUUCAUUUUUUUGUUAUUGUUAAAAUCUUUGGAUAAAUAACAUAUAAAUCUUUCAUUUUCGUUUGAUCAAAAGAAACAAACAAUGGCUCAAUUUCGUUGUCAGUUUUUGGAAUUUUCUUUACUAUUCUGAAGAAUCAUACAAAUUUGUUUUGGAAGAUAUUUGAGAAUAUAUUAAUAUUCGGCCCAAAAGAGUAUAGUUGGGCCUAGGUCUUUAGUCAUUUUGUGCAGUUCAAUUUUUAAGUGGUUCGCGUGUUUUGC
Molecule: messenger RNA, 1145 nt
Organism: Eruca vesicaria subsp. sativa (arugula)
Lineage: Eukaryota; Viridiplantae; Streptophyta; Magnoliopsida; Brassicales; Brassicaceae
Source: the annotation of a GenBank genome assembly